Molecule: messenger RNA, 3693 nt
Organism: Cokeromyces recurvatus
Lineage: Eukaryota; Fungi; Mucoromycota; Mucoromycetes; Mucorales; Mucoraceae
Exons: 10
Coding region: 1-3693 (1230 amino acids)
Biological process (GO): sister chromatid cohesion
Cellular component (GO): chromatin; cohesin complex; nucleus
Molecular function (GO): chromatin binding
Source: RefSeq, a predicted model, not a curated record
AUGCCGAGAGCAAAGAAAACCAACUUGAAUAAUUCGUCCUCACAAAGAUCUCUUCGUACUGCAACAGUACCUGAUAUGUUUAUGAAACAAAAAAAUGCUGCAAAUAAGAGAAGAAUAAUUCAACAGGAUGAGUCUAGUGAAGAAGAAGAUGAGUUAAAUCCAUCUGAAAAUGAAUCAGAGAGCGAAUAUGAGACGAGCACUCAACAGACUUCAAAAAAAGUUUCUCGCAGAAAGAGGGCUAAUACUAAAAAUGUUGCAUCUAAUAUUGUUCUAAAUACUAGCAGUCAAUUAUUAGAACAAGUUAGCCAAAAUCUUACUCAAGCAAGUUUAUAUGAUAAAGCAUUAAUACCUGAAUGCAGUAUAGAUGAAGUUGUGGAAGGUUGGGUAAAGCAAUAUAAAGUCAGUCAAGCUGCUGCUUUAAAAGACUUGAUCAAUUUUGUCAUUCGUAGCUCUGGCUGCUCGAUGGCAAUAACAUCUGAAGCUUUAGAACAAGAUGAUGGCUCAUUUAAUGCUCUCCAAGAACUCCAAGAGGAGUUAGCCAAGCUUCCCCACACAGAAUACCCAAUUGUUUCUAAAUUAAAAGAAUUCAAGACUUUGAGACGAAAUUUACUGGUGUUUUUCCAAGAAUUGAUUGAUCAAUGCCAACAUGACCUUAUCUAUGAUGGUGUAUUAAUUGAAACUUUACAAAACUGGUUAACAACUAUCUCUACUUAUCGUCCUUUUCGUCAUACUGCAACUCUUAUUGCUCUCAAAAUUAUAAAUCAAUUAUGUGUUGUAGGAGAAAAAACAAGGGAUGAGUUAUCAAUUGCCAAUCGACAAUUAAAUGCAGAAAAGAAAAAGAGAACUCCAAAUAGAGAUAGAAUGAAUGGCUUGAAACAAAAAUGUACAGUAGCUCAACGCAAAUGCAAAGAUCUGGAAGAGUACCUUACUGAGUUUUUUGAAAGUAUCUUUGUUCAUCGUUCACGUGAUGUUGAAUCUGUAAUUCGUACAGAAUGUUUCAAAGAGUUAUGUAAUUGGAUGCAAAACUACCAAAGUUUUUUUGUAGACAAUCUUUAUCUUCGAUUCUUUGGCUGGGCUUUUAAUGAUCAAAGUGCCAGUGUUCGUUCUGAAGCCAUUAAAUCAAUUACUAAAUUAUACAAGAUUGAAGAUAUUGCUAGUAAACUUUCAACUUUCACAAACCGUUUUAAGGGUCGUAUUGAAGAAAUGGCACUUCAAGAUAUCGAUGUAUCUGUUCGUGUCAAUGCAAUUCAAUUGUGUAGUACCCUCUUCAAGUUGAAGAUUAAUAUCUUGAGUAAAAAAGGCCAUAGCCAAUUAUCAAGUAUGAUUGCCUCUGAUGUACCUCGCGUUCGUAAAUCUGCUGCACCUUUUGUUAAAGUCUUGAUAGAUACCAAUAUGAUUGAUCCAUUACUCAAGGAAGUUACAAAAUCUUUAUCUGGAACCAAUAAAGGGGGUCGUCGUUCUGGCACUUCUACUACUAAUUCAGUCCCAGCUGUCAACAAAUCGUGGGUUACGUUUAAAGCUAUAUCCUCAUUCCUUGUUGAACAGUGUAGUAAUAUUAUUGAAAAAGGAAAUAAUGAGGAAAUGCAAGUAGACUUUGAGACCUUAACAAGUGCAUUAGCUGAAAAGCGUAAUUUUAUUGUUAAUAAUAUUGUUGAAGCUCUUUGGGAACAAAUACCAGAAUUACAAGAUUAUGAAGCUAUGUCUGAUUAUCUACGUCGCGAUCAUUCUCAAUCUCAACAACAACAAUCUAAAGAUAAUGAUGAGAUGGAUACUGGAGCUGAUAUUGAAGACUGCUAUAGACUUUCUGAAGAUGAAGAGACUAUCUUGAUUAAUGUAUUUGUUGCAUGCAUUCGUACAGCUAUGAACAAGGGGCUUGAUAAGAAUUUACCCGAAAAUAAAGAUAGAAAGAAACUCGAUGAUGUGUUCUGGGAAGAGAACAAGAAUGAACUUUCUCGUCAUUUGGUACAAGUCUUGCCCAAGUUAUUGUCUAAACAUUUAGAUGACAGCAACAGACUCACACAGCUUGUUACUCUUCCUAGCCUUAUGAAUCUUAAUGUUUACUUGGAAUUGCGUGCUGAAAAGGAAUAUGAAGAUUUAUUACAAAUACUUGUUAGAGUCUAUCUAGGUGCUAUUUCGACUGAUCUUUUAACUAACUGUGCCGAUUCUUUGCAAUAUAUGACUAAGAAUACAAGUCUUUCAGAAUUCAAUCAUAUUCAUUUAAGCGAUUUGAAAGAAGCAGUUGUAAAUCAAGUUAGAGAAGCUUGUAACGGCAAAGAUCUGGUUACUUCUAAUUAUACACCUGCACUUAUUCAUUCAAUUUCUGUUAGCAUGCUUCGUUUAGCAUGUUUAAUCAACUUUUGUGAUGCUACAACAGCAAUGGAUGAUUUCCAUGGUAUGAGUAUGAAUACCAUUGAGUAUGUUGGUGCUCUUGUUGAUCGUGCUGCUUUUGGCAAUGAAAAGGAAAAGGAUAUUAGUUUAUCAGCUAUGACUGUUUUGUCUCGUUAUAUGAUGUGGAAAUGUCAUGCGCUUUCAACUACAGCCAAUACAAGUGAUAUAACCCCUUUUAUUGAGCGUCGUCGUGAUUGGGUUCUUGAUAAAUUUACCGAGCUUGUAAAAGGUGUUGAUGUUAGCCCUCUACCUGAAGUUCGUAUUGCAGCUUUUGGAUAUUUAGUUGACAUGUACUGGUUAUUCAAUAGUGAUAUCUUUGAUUCAUUUGGUUUAACUCGCUUAAAGACAAGAUGUCCUAAUGAUUUGCAAAAAGCUUGUGCUAAUAUUGUAACUGAGCAAGUCAAAAAAGUCAACUCUGCCCUUGAAGAUUUUGAUAUCGAUGAUGAAGCAUCUAAAAAGGUACUUACCUCUGAAAGAGAUUUACUAUACAAAUUAUUCACAAACUUUUCACGUGGUGUUCUUAUAAAUGUUUUUGAUAUGAGUUACGCUGUCCUUAUCUUGGAACAAUAUGGGUUAAAUAAUACCGAAUUAGAUGAUAUUAUCAAGGCUUUGAUAUCCGAAUUCCAACUAGAUUUGAUUACAGGUGAAAUUGCAGCAGAUGGCAUUUGUAGAGCUUAUCUCGAAGCAUUAAAGAAUUCUUUCAAUGCAAAUGUAACAGAUUCAGGUCGUUCUACAGAUAAGACAAUGAAAUUAGCUCGUCUCGAAGCAAACUCAUUAAAGCAAGCAGAUCAACAAGAUCCUGUCAAGAAAGUUCCUCCUCAAGUAAUUUGUGAACGUAUUCAUAUUGAUGGUAUUUCAUUUGCUCUUUCCAAAGCUGCUGAUGCACAUAAAAAUAACAGAUAUGACGAACGAGAUAACGCCCUCAAGUUUUUCAAAAUACUUUCCAUCUUUGGUAAAGAGCUUACUCGUGCAAGAGAUAUUGCAAGAAUACACAAUCAUUUAGAAGAUUGUUUACAACAAAAUGGAUUGGUCGUUGAUGAAAAUAAUAAGGAAUGGGAACACUAUGUUGCUUAUGUUCAAUCAAUUGACCAAGUAUUAAAGAAGAAGGGCCUUAGAUAUGAUGCAACUAAGAGAGCAAAUAAUGCAGAAACACCAGCAGCACACGUAUUUACUGAUGUUAAUUUAGAAGAAACAAUGGAAGAAGCUGAAGAGGCUCCUGUACGAGAAACAAACAAGCGUGCAUUAACGGAAGUAGAUAUGGAUAUGGAUAUUGAUGAUGAAAUAGCUUCUAAGAGAAGACGUUAA